AUGCCGACUCUGGUGAUGCCGAAGGACGACCAUGAACGAGAACGAAUGCGCUGGCAGAGUAAACUGAGUGAUUUGAAACAGGCGCUGAAGCAGUCUGAAGAAUGCAACGCGGAACUGACGCAGUGCAAGGCAGAUUUGAUUCGGAAAUUGAAGGAGUCAGAAAAGAUGCAAAAAAAUUUGCAAGAAACCUCGCGCAAGGUGCAGGAGAAGAUGAAAAGUGCCGCUGGAAUAGAGGCUAAAAAG
Soboliphyme baturini is the source of this 243-nucleotide messenger RNA. NCBI's taxonomy places the organism in Eukaryota, Metazoa, Nematoda, Enoplea, Dioctophymatida, Soboliphymatidae. The record is from the annotation of a GenBank genome assembly.